AGCAGCAGAGAGUUCUGAGCCCGACUAUAAAUACUCGCCCAAGGAAACAGUUGCGGUUUAAAGCGGUAGAAGAAUGAGAGAGGAACACGCAGGGUUAUCAUCUAAAACAACCUGGAGAUACAGGCACUCAUAUAGUGAUUAUUCAUACUCGUUGAUAGGUUGGAUAUAGCCCAAACAUGGCCACUUCAUCCAGUUCCAAGCUGAGCAAAGCUGUGAAACAGCAGUACAUGGCGCUCCCUCAGGGAAACACGGUUCAGGCCAUGUACAUCUGGAUUGAUGGAACCGGAGAGGGAUUGCGGUGCAAGACUAGGACUCUAGACUCAGAACCCAAGACCAUUGAAGAACUCCCUGAGUGGAACUUUGAUGGCUCUAGCACAUAUCAGUCUGAGGGAUCCAACAGUGACAUGUACCUGAUCCCUCAAGCCAUGUUCAGAGACCCCUUCAGGAAGGACCCCAACAAACUGGUCUUGUGCGACGUUCUCAAAUACAACCACAAACCUGCGGAAACCAAUCUACGUAGGACAUGUAAAAAGGUCAUGGACAUGGUGCAAAACCAGCAUCCUUGGUUUGGAAUGGAGCAGGAGUACACAAUUCUCGGCACAGAUGGUCAUCCAUUUGGUUGGCCCUCCAAUGGUUUCCCUGGUCCUCAAGGUCCAUACUACUGUGGUGUGGGAGCUGAUAAGGCCUAUGGACGUGAUGUUGUUGAGGCCCAUUACAGAGCCUGUCUGUAUGCUGGAGUAAAAAUCUGCGGUACCAAUGCUGAAGUCAUGCCUGCACAGUGGGAAUUCCAAGUUGGCCCUUGUGAGGGCAUUGAGAUGGGAGACCACUUGUGGAUUUCCCGUUUCCUCUUGCACAGGGUUUGUGAAGACUUCGGUGUUGUGGCUUCUUUUGACCCUAAGCCCAUCCCAGGCAACUGGAAUGGAGCUGGCUGCCACACCAACUUCAGCACCAAGGAGAUGCGUGAGGAAGGUGGUUUGAAACGCAUUGAGGAGGCAAUUGAUAGGCUGUCCAGGAGACACCAGUACCAUAUCCAUGCCUAUGAUCCUAAAGGAGGGCUGGACAAUGCCAGACGCUUGACUGGUCAUCACGAGACCUCCAACAUCAAUGAGUUCUCUGCUGGAGUGGCAAACCGUGGUGCUAGCAUUCGAAUCCCACGUUCUGUGGGCCAGGAAAUGAAGGGCUACUUUGAAGACCGCCGUCCUUCAGCCAACUGUGAUCCAUACGCAGUUACCGAAGCUCUUAUACGCACAUGUCUGCUCAAUGAAAAGGGUGAAGAGCCUGUGGAAUACAAGUGAAUAAUUGGACCAAACCAAUCAUAUUUCUACUCCCUUUGCUCUGCGAAGUGACAGAAGUGUCAUUUACUUUGAGUACUGAAUUAUUUUACUGCCACCUUGUUCACUGGUCUGUCUAAAACAAGGGAUGUAACUAGAUGAAUUGCUCACCUAUUUGUGGGUUGUCCUUAGAAAUGCACAUUGGGCCAGUUUGUCCCAUAUUUCUUAGCUUUCUCUCUACUGGUGUUUUCCUGUUUAUUUAGAAUUGAUUCAGUGGGUCCAAUGAUGCCAGAAUCUGGUAUCUGGCAGAAAUCUAGUUUCAUAGAGACUGAAGUUGCACCUAAGAUUACUACUUGGCCUUUAUAACUACAGACAUUCUUGUGUAUUGACCUGUUGUUUUAAGAUUUUUAUAAACUCACUGUAUACAUGCAUUUUAAGGCUUUUUGUUGUCAAUUUGAGAAUUUUAUUCACUGGUUUGUAUAUUUUGGUAUUCUUUCAGGGACCAACAUGCAUAGUUUAUACAGAUAUGGCUCUGUUUCUUGGUGUUCAAAGAGCAAUUUUUAUUAUUGCAAUUCCAGUCAUAUUUCAGAAAACAUGAAUAACUUGUCUCUAUACAUUAAAAACACUAAAGGAUUUGACUAAAA
Myxocyprinus asiaticus (Chinese sucker) is the source of this 1915-nucleotide messenger RNA. RefSeq names its product glutamine synthetase-like. Gene Ontology annotation, molecular function: glutamine synthetase activity. The record is from RefSeq and is a predicted model, not a curated record. NCBI's taxonomy places the organism in Eukaryota, Metazoa, Chordata, Actinopteri, Cypriniformes, Catostomidae. Bases 177 to 1295 code for a protein of 372 amino acids. Gene Ontology annotation, cellular component: cytoplasm. The transcript has 7 exons.